Messenger RNA from Psammomys obesus (fat sand rat), 5086 nucleotides. It is a transcript of the gene Phkb, whose product is annotated as phosphorylase kinase regulatory subunit beta. The coding region runs from base 24 to 2915 and encodes 963 amino acids. Gene Ontology annotation, biological process: glycogen metabolic process. Gene Ontology annotation, molecular function: calmodulin binding. The transcript has 27 exons. The record is from RefSeq and is a predicted model, not a curated record. Gene Ontology annotation, cellular component: phosphorylase kinase complex. Lineage: Eukaryota; Metazoa; Chordata; Mammalia; Rodentia; Muridae.
GUGGGGGCAGUGGGCACUGCGCGAUGGCGGGGUCGGAGGCACGCAUGGCCGAAGUAAGCUGGAAGGUCUUGGAGCGACGAGCCCGGGCCAAGCGCUCAGGCUCAGUUUAUGAACCUCUUAAAAGCAUUAAUCUUCCAAGGGCUGGUAAUGAAACUCUAUGGGAUAAAUUGGAUCAUUAUUACAGAAUUGUCAAGUCAACAGUGCUGAUAUAUCAAAGUCCAACAACAGGUCUGUUUCCCACUAAAACAUGUGGUGGAGAUCAGAAGUCCAAGGUCCACGACAGUCUGUACUGUGCUGCGGGUGCCUGGGCGUUGGCUCUGGCAUACAGGCGCAUUGAUGAUGACAAGGGAAGGACCCAUGAGCUGGAGCACUCUGCCAUAAAAUGUAUGAGAGGAAUUCUCUACUGCUAUAUGCGUCAGGCUGAUAAGGUCCAGCAGUUUAAGCAAGAUCCACGGCCCACAACUUGUCUUCACUCUAUUUUUAGUGUGCACACAGGGGAUGAGCUACUUACCUAUGAAGAAUAUGGCCAUCUUCAGAUAAAUGCAGUAUCACUCUUUCUCCUUUACCUGGUGGAAAUGAUUUCUUCAGGUCUCCAGAUAAUCUAUAACACGGAUGAGGUCUCAUUUAUUCAAAACCUUGUGUUUUGUGUAGAAAGAGUUUACCGUGUUCCUGACUUUGGUGUCUGGGAAAGAGGAAGCAAAUACAAUAAUGGCAGCACAGAACUACAUUCAAGCUCUGUUGGCUUAGCAAAAGCAGCCUUAGAAGCGAUUAAUGGAUUUAACCUCUUUGGAAACCAGGGCUGUUCUUGGUCAGUUAUAUUUGUGGAUCUGGACGCUCACAAUCGCAACAGGCAGACAUUGUGCUCACUGUUACCAAGAGAAUCACGCUCUCAUAACACAGAUGCUGCCCUGCUCCCGUGCAUCAGCUACCCUGCCUUUGCCCUGGAUGAUGAAGUUCUAUUCAGCCAGACACUUGAUAAAGUGAUCAGAAAAUUAAAGGGAAAAUAUGGAUUUAAGCGUUUCUUGAGAGAUGGAUACAGAACAUCAUUGGAAGAUCCCAACAGACGCUACUACAAACCAGCUGAAAUUAAGGGCCCACUGGAAAAUGACUUGGUGGUCCAUGUCGCACUUGUAGCAGAAAGCCAACGCCUUCAAGUUUUCCUCAAUACAUAUGGUAUUCAAACUCAAACUCCUCAGCAGGUGGAACCUAUCCAGAUCUGGCCUCAGCAGGAGCUUGUAAAAGCUUAUUUCCACCUGGGUAUCAAUGAGAAGUUAGGACUGUCUGGAAGGCCAGACAGGCCCAUUGGCUGCCUGGGUACAUCAAAGAGCUAUCGCAUCCUAGGGAAGACUGUGGUCUGUUACCCUAUCAUCUUUGACCUGAGUGACUUCUACAUGUCUCAGGAUGUUCUGCUGCUCAUAGAUGACAUAAAGAAUGCACUACAGUUCAUUAAGCAAUAUUGGAAAAUGCAUGGACGCCCACUUUUCCUUGUUCUCAUCCGGGAAGACAACAUAAGAGGCAGCAGGUUCAACCCCAUAUUAGACAUGUUGGCAGCCUUUAAAAAGGGAAUAAUUGGAGGAGUCAAAGUCCAUGUUGAUCGUCUACAGACACUGAUAUCCGGAGCUGUAGUGGAACAGCUUGACUUUCUACGAAUUAGUGACACAGAAAAGCUUCCAGAAUUUAAGAGCUUUGAAGAACUAGAGUUUCCCAAGCAUUCAAAAGUCAAACGACAGAGCAGUACUGCAGAUGCUCCUGAGCUGAGACAGGAGCCGGACAUCACCAUCGCCGAGUGGAAGAACAAGUCCACACAUGAAAUCCUUCAGAAGCUGAAUGACUGCAGUUGUCUGGCUGGUCAAACCAUCCUACUGGGUAUACUGCUCAAAAGAGAGGGCCCUAACUUCAUCACAAUGGAAGGCACUGUGUCUGACCACAUUGAGAGAGUGUACAGAAGAGCUGGCAGCAAAAAGCUCUGGUCGGUUGUACGCCGUGCAGCAAGUCUUUUAAGUAAAGUAGUGGACAGCCUGGCCCCAUCCAUUACUAAUGUUUUAGUGCAGGGCAAACAGGUAACUCUGGGUGCCUUUGGACAUGAAGAGGAGGUCAUCUCUAAUCCUCUGUCUCCAAGAGUGAUUAAGAACAUCAUCUAUUAUAAGUGUAAUACCCACGAUGAGAGGGAGGCAGUCAUUCAGCAAGAACUGGUCAUCCAUAUCGGCUGGAUCAUCUCCAAUAGCCCUGAGCUGUUCAGUGGCAUGCUGAAAAUACGAAUUGGGUGGAUCAUCCAUGCCAUGGAGUAUGAACUACAGAUCCGUGGCGGGGAGAAGCCAGCCAUGGACUUGUACCAGCUCUCACCCAGUGAAGUUAAACAACUGCUGCUUGACAUUCUCCAGCCCCAGCAGAGUGGAAGAUGUUGGCUGAAUAGACGUCAGAUCGACGGGUCAUUGAAUAGAACUCCGCCAGGGUUCUACGACCGAGUGUGGCAGAUCCUGGAGCGCACACCGAAUGGUAUUGUCGUAGCUGGAAAGCAUUUGCCACAGCAACCAACCUUGUCAGAUAUGACCAUGUAUGAGAUGAAUUUUUCUCUCCUUGUUGAAGACAUGUUGGGAAACAUUGACCAGCCAAAGUACAGACAGAUCAUUGUAGAGUUACUAAUGGUUGUGUCCAUUGUACUGGAAAGAAACCCUGAGCUAGAAUUUCAAGACAAAGUGGAUCUAGACAGACUGGUCAAAGAAGCAUUUCAUGAGUUUCAAAAAGAUGAGAGUCGUCUAAAAGAAAUAGAAAAACAAGAUGAUAUGACUUCCUUUUACAACACUCCUCCACUGGGGAAAAGAGGAACCUGCAGCUACUUGACAAAGGUUGUGAUGAACUUGCUGCUGGAAGGAGAAGUCAAGCCAAGCCACGAGGACUCCUGUCUGGUUAGCUAGUAAGGGUGCAGGAGAUAGUUUUCCAGUUGUGCCUUUUGUGUUGAAGCUAAUCCAGGCAGCCAUUAAUGGAUGAACUGAUGUGUUAGUGAAAUGGAUGUUGUACUCUGAUUGCCGCUAUUGGACUUUUGCAUGCCAGUGGCAGCCGAAUGGUAAGCAGUGAUUGGAAAUCAGGCAAACCCCCAGUUUCCAUGAUUUGUGCCAGCUACUAUAAUUUUCAGUGAUCAGAACAGUAGUUUAUGAAUUGAACAUUCACUGCUGCAUAUUUUAUGAUCAAAUACACCAUAGAAAUUCUGAGUCUUUGCUUCUUUAGACUUUAUUUUCACCUUCCUGCCAUUAAAACAUACGUGCCAACCCAUAAUGCUUUACUGGGAUUUACAAGGUAUUGCAAGGGUAAUGACGUUUGUAUCAAAAAAGCAAGAUGUGCAAUGCACACCAAAAAAGCAAAAUUAACCUCUGGUAUUUAACUUCAGAAGCUGCAUUAUUAAUAAUACUAUGUGGUACAAAACUCUUAGUUUUUACCUUGUAAACAUGACUGGUUUUGUAUUGAGCUGAGGGUAAGUGUUGGACUACAAUAUAAUGUCCAUUUCUGAGCAUCUCUUAAGUACAGCAGUACAAAAGUGUGUUACCUACACUGGCAUGCUCAUGCCACAUACAGGCCCACACACCUUCACAUAAACACAAAUAUUUAAAAAGUUAAGUAGUUAAAUUUACGACCGUUAACCUUGCAAAGGUUAACCUAAAAGUAAAGUUGAAAGUCAAGACAUUUCGUUUCUGAACUAACAAAUGCAUCUGGAAACAUCCCUUGUUCAGGUUCACAAUCCUGAACUUAACAGUCCUGAAUGGUUUCAUUUAAUUGGUUUGGACGUGAAAUUUGCUUCCAAAUUUACCUAAGCAAAGUAGAUUUAAACACUUAAAUGUUAUUAAUGUAUUUCCUUCCUAGCUGUCACAAUGUGGCCCACUUGCUUGGGCUCUGAUCCCAACAACCAUCUUUUUUCUGAGCAGUCUUACCGAGUUUCACCUAAGAAAUCAGCUUUGUCACAAUAAUAUGCAGCCCAGUGUUAGAGUCUGAAAGCUUAAGAAAGGACAAGUGUUUUUUCCAGGUUACAAGUUAAUUGAUACAAGUAACUGGAUGUGUGAAUACCCAAAGAAACCUCACUAGUUCGAGGUAUGGCUGACCCCUAGAUCACGCAUGAGAUGGCUGUGUGUGUGUGUGUGUGUGUGUGUGUGUGUGUGUGUGUGUGUGUGCAAAGCUGAGAUUAGUGAUACAAUCCAUCCUUAGACAAAGAAGUAGACAAAGAAGCAGAUAACUUGACUCAGUGUGUGAAGAGAAGUUAUGAAAAGAUGGCCUUGAUGAUGAUGGCCAUCUCUAAAACUUAAGCCAGAAAAAACAGUCAUGAAGCCUAUGGAGAGAGAAAGUUCUGAUGGCUCAUGGGCAUGAAAGAGAAAUUAAAGAACGAGAGGGAGGAGAAGCCCUUGAAAUAUUUAAUACUUGUUAAAAUUCAAAAGAAAGUAAACACUUGUCUCCUUAAGAAUUAAAUUUUUUGAUUAGCUGAGCAAAGUUGCAAGAAAUCUGCUGUCUUAGUUAAAAUAGACAUCACUUGCAAAUCUGUUUUCUGAAUGAACAGUUAGCUUCCUGUUACAUAUGCAAAGUUUUGACACUUUCUUCUCCUGCUUGAGAGCAUUCAAAAUCAGCAACUGUGUAUCAGCUUUUAAAAUUAUGAAAUGAAAACUUUAUUGUUCUACAAGAUAUUUUGGGAUGAUCGAUAAAUCUUCAUGUUCCUCCAUCAGAAGCACUGUCUGCUUUCCAAUCAGAAAAGCAAAAUAAUUCUAAGAAUCAGAAUUAAGAACUCAUGAACUUUAGAAGUCCUGUUUGAUCUACAGAGCCCACAUGUUUCAACAGCUGCACUAGAGACUGACUGAAAAUGUUAGCACAUGAAUUGAGGCAUGACAAGCCUUAAACCUGAUUUAAAGCUUCCUCUAUCACAUUGACAGAUUCUCUGUGCUAAGUUUAUUGUACAAUCAACGUCGGUUGGAAACUCCUGACUGCAUAUCAAAUUCAACUGCUUUUCCAGAGCACUGUUAGAUACAUCAUGUUUUCCAGAUUUUUUUCGUUUUGUUUAAGACUUUAAAAAAUCGUAUUUCAGCCUUUAAAAAUAAAAAUAUGAAACCAU